AGUUAAAAAAACUGUUUCAACGGACUUCUUAUUUUUUAGUAGAAAAUACGGAUAAAAAUAUAACUCGUCUAACUCUUGAAGGAUUGGCGUAUUUAACGCUCAACGCAGAAAUGAAAGAAGAAUUUGUUAGGCAUGAGACCUACAUAAACUCUCUAAUCAAAUAUGGAAUGACUUGUACGAAUCGAGCUCAACUGUAUUCCGCUAUUUCUAUUAUUCAGAAUGUAACCAAUAGCCAUCCGAAAAAAACUUUGACUGAAGAACAAAAAAAAUAUAUCGAACUUGCACGCCUUGCAAAGGAAUAUAUUCCAGAAGACCACGUGUAUGACCAAACGGAGUAUGUUAAAAAAAGAACUUUUCAUCUCGUUGAACACGAUUUACUUUCUUUACUUGUGCAUGUUUCAAAGGUUGCUAAAGUAAGCGAGAAUAUCAGGGAAUGCAUUGCAAGAAUUUUAAUGACAGUGGCUGAAGACACUAAAUAUAGGGGGCUCAUGGUUGCCCGCGGCGCGCAUUUGCCACUACUCGACAUUGCUAAUAAUGGACGUAGCGAAGUUAUGAAUAUAGCCGCACAGUCUCUAGCAAAAAUUGCUGUAACUUCUGACCCUCGCUUGGUUUUCCCAGGCCAACAAUCGGUCGAGUUGGUGAAACCGUUUAUACGUUUAUUGGACGCUCAACAUGAACUACAAAUUUUCGAAAGUUUAUUGGCUCUUACUAAUUUGUCCGCCGAAUCAGAGGAAGUUAGGAAAAAGAUUCUUUAUGAGGACGGCGUCAGUAAAAUUGCUUACCUUCAAACUGAUGAUUGUGAGCUCAUUCAAAGAGCUGCCACCGAAUGCUUGUGCAACCUACUUUACGAACCAGAAAUAUUUUCUAUGUACGUUCAAGAGACUGGCACGCGUUUUCAAGAUAUUCUUCUGUGGCUCUUUUUGUGUGGUUUAUUUUUUUUAUAUAAAAUUUUGUAG
Zophobas morio is the source of this 956-nucleotide messenger RNA. Its product is annotated as protein unc-45 homolog B-like. The transcript has 10 exons. Bases 111 to 956 code for a protein of 281 amino acids. NCBI's taxonomy places the organism in Eukaryota, Metazoa, Arthropoda, Insecta, Coleoptera, Tenebrionidae. Gene Ontology annotation, molecular function: Hsp90 protein binding. The record is from RefSeq and is a predicted model, not a curated record. Gene Ontology annotation, cellular component: cytoplasm.